AUGUCGGAAUCAUCAUCGUCCGAGAAUAAUGAAGCAUCAUCAUCAUCAUCAUCAUCUUCAUUAUGGUUUGAAUCGUUAUUUCGAAAAACAGAUACACCAAUCGUAACACGUAGUCGAUCGAAUUGUAUAUCGAAUACAACAUUACCUACAGGAGAUAAUUGGUCACGAUUUCGACAGAUUUUUCAUCUUCCUGCGUUUAUUUCUUCUGCAAUUAUGAGAGAUUCUUUUCAAUCAUCUUUAUCAAACUUUCGAUCGAUGGGUCAAUUUUUGGAAAAACCUAAAACUGAAAAACACAAUGUUAUUGGUAAAAAUGAUGAUCUUCGUUAUGGUCUUGGAUCUAUGCAAGGAUGGCGUGUGGAUAUGGAAGACGCACAUGCAGCAGUCCUUAAAUUAGAUGAUAAUCGUUGGUCACAUUGGUCUUAUUUUGGUAUAUUUGAUGGUCAUGCAGGAUUUCGUACAGCUGUUAAAGCAGCUGAAAAACUUCAUUCACGUAUUAUUUCAUGUCUUAAUGGAUUAGUACAAGAAAAUGGAAAUUUAAAAUCAUCACAAUAUAUAACAUCAUCACAACUUGAUUUUAAUAAAUUUGAAAUGGCUAUAAAAGAUGCAUAUUUUAAAUUUGAUAAUGAAUGGAGAGAAGAAAAUCGUAGUAAUAAUCCAGAUGAUAAAAGUGGUUCAACAGCAAUAUCUUGUUUAAUUGAUCUUGAACGAAUUUAUUUUCUUAAUGUUGGUGAUUCACGAGCUAUACUUGUUGCAACUGAUGGUCGAAUUUUACUUGCUACAAAAGAUCAUAAACCAAGUAGAAAAAAUAAAAGUUUUUUGUUCUAUGUUUAUUCUUUAAAUCUAGGUGAUCAAAUUGAACGUCAACGAAUUCAAGAAGCCGGUGGUACUGUACUUAUUCAAAGAGUAAAUGGUUCAUUAGCUGUAUCACGUGCACUUGGUGAUUUUGAAUAUAAAAAUAAUCCAAAUCGUCGACCUGAUCAACAAUUAGUUUCACCAGAACCUGAAAUUACUUAUUAUACACGUCAAACAAAACAAGAUGAACAGAUUGCUUUUAUUGUACUUGCUUGUGAUGGUAUAUGGGAUGUGAUUACAAAUGAAGAAUUAGCUGCUUAUAUUAUUGGUCGUAUGCGUGUAACAGAUGAUCUUUGUGAAAUUACUAAUUCCAUACUUGAUAUGUGUUUAUAUAAAGGUAGCAAAGAUAAUAUGAGUUUGGUAAUAAUUGCAUUUAAAAAUGCACCAACACCAACUCCAGAAUAUAAAGCAAAAGAUGAAGCACUUGAUAAUGAAAUUCGUAAAAAAACUAUUGAAAUUUACAAUCGUAAUCCAAAUAAAACAAGUUUAGAUGCUAGUACAGUUUGGCAACAAGUUAUGACAUCCCUUAAUGAACAAUCAUCAAUUCGUGAUGCACUUCCAGUUGGUGGCGGUUUUAUUGCGAAACGUUCUGUUUUUGAAACUACAUUUGAUUCAAUGACUAAAGGAACAAAUAAUACAACAAAUUCAAACAGCGGGGCGUUAACAAAUAAUGAUCAUGAUGAUGAAGAAGAUGAAAAUGAUGAUGAAUCAACUCCAUCAAAUUCUUCAUCUGGCGAUAUUCCAUCAGCAAAUAGCACAAUUACUGCAUUGACGCAAUAG
Rotaria sp. Silwood2 is the source of this 1632-nucleotide messenger RNA. The record is from the annotation of a GenBank genome assembly. Lineage: Eukaryota; Metazoa; Rotifera; Eurotatoria; Philodinida; Philodinidae.